Messenger RNA from Camellia sinensis, 2396 nucleotides. RefSeq names its product cysteine-rich receptor-like protein kinase 10. Lineage: Eukaryota; Viridiplantae; Streptophyta; Magnoliopsida; Ericales; Theaceae. Gene Ontology annotation, molecular function: protein serine/threonine kinase activity; ATP binding. The record is from RefSeq and is a predicted model, not a curated record. Gene Ontology annotation, biological process: protein phosphorylation; defense response to bacterium. Gene Ontology annotation, cellular component: plasma membrane.
CCACCGAAUACCUUAUCUUUACAAUCGGUAUGACAAUAUUUUCCAUUCUCACCUACCUAAUUUCCUCAAGAUAUCUGAAUCUGAUUUUUAUGCACAGGGGGGCUCUGAAAUGCAGAGCUUGAUCACCAUGAACUCAUCCUCCAAUAUCUCCGCAUCCCUUUUGUUUUUCUGCGUUCUAAUUUGCUUCCUCAGCCUCAGAACCAAAGCAACCCCAACUUUUUUUGAUCUUAUGUGCCCAAACACAACGACUUACACACCCAACAGCACAUACCAAUCCAACCUCGACACCCUCUUCUCUUCCCUCUCCUCCAAUUCCACCACCACCACCAAUGGCUUCUCCAACUCCACCGCCGGCCUUAGCCCCCCCGACAUAGCCUAUGGCCUCUUCCUCUGCCGCGGCGAUGUUUCCACCGACGUUUGUCAGGACUGUGUAUCCACUGCUACUAAAGAAGUAGUAAAAAAGUGUCCCAAGUCAAAAGAUGUCAUAAUUUGGUACGAUGUGUGCAUGUUGCGAUACUCGAACCAAUCUAUCUUCUCUAUUGCUGAUGAAUCUGUUAUAUUUAUCUCAGACAAUACCCAGAAGGUAACUGAUCCAAACAGGUUUGAUGAUGUCUUGGGAAUCAUAAUGCAUGACAUAGCAACACGGGCUUCAAAUGGUGUGUCGGGUAAGAAAUUCGCGACAAGCGAAGCUAAUUUCACGUCGCUUCAAAAGGUGUAUGGCCUCGCGCAAUGCACACCGGACUUGAAUGCUAUGGAAUGUAAUAAAUGUCUUUGGGAAUGUAUCUCAAAUUUUCCGAGUUGCUGUGAUGGAAAGCAAGGUGCGAGAAUUUUGUUUCCAAGUUGUAAUGCUCGGUAUGAGUUGUACCGGUUUUACAACGCCGCCGGCACUGCACCAGCACCUCCUCCACCAGUCCUUCUUCCCCCUCCUCCUCCUCCCGCUGCAAGCAGUCUAGGAAAGGGAGGAAUCUCAUCGCAAGUACUUGUCGCCAUCAUUGUUUCAAUUGGGGGCUCUGUUUUGCUUAUCAUUAUAGGAUUCUGUUUCAUAUUUAGGAGAGGGAAGAAGAAACAUGAUGCUGUUGAAUCAGAUAUUGUUGGGAAUGAAAUUACAUCAGUACAAUCCUUGCAAUUUGAUUUGGCUACAAUUCAAGUCGCCACAAACAACUUCUCUGAUCAUAACAAAAUUGGUCAAGGUGGAUUUGGAUCCGUCUACAAGGGUAUACUUACCAAUGGACAAGAGAUAGCUGUGAAGAGGCUAUCUCGAAAGUCAGGACAAGGUGCUGAAGAGUUCAAGAAUGAGGCUGUGUUGGUAGCCAAGCUUCAACAUAGAAAUCUAGUGAGGGUACUCGGAUUUUGCUUGGAAGGAGAAGAGAAGAUACUCAUUUAUGAAUUUGUGCCCAACAAAAGCCUGGAUUACUUUCUAUUUGAUCCACAAGAACAAGAAAAGUUGGAUUGGUCAAAACGUUACAAGAUUAUUGGAGGAAUAGCUCGAGGGAUGCUUUAUCUUCAUGAAGAUUCUCGACUUAAAAUUAUACACCGUGAUCUCAAAGUUAGCAAUGUUCUAUUAGAUGGGGAUAUGAACGCAAAAAUUUCAGAUUUUGGCAUGGCUAGGAUCUUUGGAGUGGAUCAAACUCAAGGAAAUACAAACCGAGUUGUUGGAACAUAUGGUUAUAUGUCUCCAGAAUAUGCAAUGCGUGGAAAAUUUUCGGUGAAGUCUGAUGUGUUUAGCUUUGGUGUCUUAGUUUUGGAGAUUAUAAGUGGCAAGAAAAAUAAUACCUUUUACCAAUCAGAAUGUGCGGAGAACCUUCUAAGCUAUGCUUGGAAACUCUGGAGGGAGGAAAAACCAUUGGAACUAAUGGAUUCUACUUUGGAAGGGUCAUAUUCAAUAAAUGAAGUCAUUAGAUGCAUUCAUAUUGGCUUGUUGUGCGUCCAAGAAGAUCCAGAUGCUAGACCUUCUAUGGCAGCGAUUGUUGUAAUGCUUAACAGUUACUCAGUUAAUCUGUCAAUUCCUCAACAACCUGCAUUCUUUGCUUGUAGUAGAACAAAGCAAAAAACAAGACAAGACUUAGAAUCGGAUCAAUCUACAAGCAAGCCAAUAUCAUGGUCUGUGAAUGAAAUAUCAAUUACUGAAUUAUAUCCCAGAUAAUGUGAAGUCGGCCAUAUGAAGAUUCAAUGAUAACUUUAUUUUGUAAAAGAAAUACACUCAAACUCAAAUACAAAAAAUAUAUUUCAAUAUUUGUAAGAUUUAGAACACUAAAAAACGUAAUUAGAAAUUAAAUAUGUAAUAGUGUGAUUGAUUAUUCAUUCCCUUCAAGCAUGUCACUUUCAAGUAUGUCAUUUAUGUGUAUCUUGUAACAGUGUGUUUGAUAAUACAAUCAAGUUCAUUAUUCACAGUCAAA